This is a messenger RNA of Suillus bovinus, 820 nucleotides long. RefSeq lists its product as uncharacterized. The transcript has 4 exons. The record is from RefSeq and is a predicted model, not a curated record. Lineage: Eukaryota; Fungi; Basidiomycota; Agaricomycetes; Boletales; Suillaceae. The coding region runs from base 266 to 526 and encodes 86 amino acids.
AUCUCAACGGUUCGGUUCGGGGGCAAAGGCCCUUGCGAUGGUUGUGGAGUACUUUGGCCUCCAUAUCCGAGUCACUGUUGGUGAGCGCUUAUAAUAAUGUUCACAAAUGGCCCUUUAUAACCAAGAUGGAUGAAAACAUAAUGCUUGGUUAGAAGAUCGCGAUCCAGCUGGCCAACUGCGUGGGAGUCGUGGCCAUUGCUAGAGCUAAACCUAGAAAAUUAGCUUCAAGCAUCACUCGGGGUUACUCUAACAUGAAUCCCCCGAAAUGAAUCUCACCUUAGGAGUCAGUCUCUGGCCUUCAUCCUCCGCGGUGUUCAGCCAUUCACCGCGUUGUUCAACUUCAGAAGACACUUGCCGGAUUGCCGUGGUGAUCAACUGUUCCAUUCUUGUCCUAGCUGGCUCUACAUGCCACCGGCCCUUGACACGCGAAAAGCUUUUGGUUCUUGACGUACAAACCACCUUUGGUCAUGGUUGUCGGCCUUCACAGUUGUUGGCCUUCACAGUUGUUGGCCUUCACGGUCGUUAGCCUUCACGUAUAUGAUGCCACCUCAGAGUUUUGAACUAAUUUCUGUGACUUCCUCUCCCACUGGAUCGCAUAAUGGAUCAUGAUCCCUGGAUGAAUUGGGCAUUGAGUACAGGACAAUUAUUUUUCGAUGAUUCCCAGCAGAACUCGACGAGCGACGAUCAAGUGUUUGCUCAACCAGGCUUUUUCCAAAGCUAUAGCGUAUCCAUGGGAUAUGACUACAAGUAUGAGCUCCUCUAUGUUCCUGCUUGAGGGAAGUUAACUCCUUCAAUAGUGUUACUGGACAGGCUUCACACA